Penicillium waksmanii is the source of this 1584-nucleotide messenger RNA. RefSeq lists its product as uncharacterized. The record is from RefSeq and is a predicted model, not a curated record. Bases 1 to 1584 code for a protein of 527 amino acids. Gene Ontology annotation, molecular function: oxidoreductase activity. NCBI's taxonomy places the organism in Eukaryota, Fungi, Ascomycota, Eurotiomycetes, Eurotiales, Aspergillaceae. The transcript has 6 exons.
AUGUUCUCCAAGGGGUUGCUGGCUGUACUGGCCGCGCAGACAUGCGCUGCGGCGGUUUCCAAGGCACGCGAUGACGCGACUUGCACGAAGACUACGGUCGCAAUUCUGGGCGGUGGAAUGGCGGGCGUCGCCGCGGCUCAAGCAUUGCAUAACUCGUCCAUCGAGGACUUUGUACUAAUUGAGUACCGCGACACUCUUGGCGGGCGUGUUGCACACACGGACUUCGGCAAGGAUGAGAAUGGCAAGCCAUACACGGUGGAACUAGGUGCCAAUUGGGUGCAAGGACUUGGCUCUCCUGGAGGCCCUGAAAAUCCCAUUUGGACAUUCGCGAAGAAAUGGAAUCUCAACAACACUUAUUCUAACUACAGUUCUAUCCUGACCUACGAUGAGAGUGGAUUCAAUGACUAUGCCUCUAUGCUCGAUGACUUUGAGGACCUUUACGAUGACGCUUCUGAACAAGCUGGCAUUCUCCUGAAGGAGAACCUGCAGGAUCAGACUGCGCGUACUGGCCUUGCUCUGGCUGGCUGGCGACCCAAGAUUGAUGACAUGAAGGCUCAAGCUGUCGAGUGGUGGGAAUGGGACUGGGAGGAUGCUUAUUCGCCCGAUGAGAGCUCUUUCAUUUUCGGCGCUGCGGGCGAGAACCUCACCUUCAACCAAUUCAGCGACGCAAAUAACUACGUCUGGGACCAGCGUGGCUAUAACCACCUCAUCAAGGGCGAGGCCUCGACUUUCUUGAAGAAGAACGAUCCUCGUCUCCACCUAAACUCCAUCGUCACGAACAUCACUUAUACUGAUGACGGCGUGACGAUCCAGAAGAAGGAUGGAAGCUGUGUGCAAGCAGCCUACGCUGUCUGUACUUUCUCUCUCGGCGUUCUCCAAAACAGCGACGUGACAUUCAGCCCGAAAUUGCCGUACUGGAAGCGCACUGCGAUUGAGAAAUUCAGCAUGGGCACUUAUACCAAGAUUUUCCUCCAAUUCAAUGAAACCUUCUGGCCUCAGGAUACGCAGUACUUCCUCUACGCAGACCCAAUCACAAGAGGAUACUACCCUGUUUGGCAAUCUCUCUCAGCACCGGGUUUCAUCCCCGAGUCAAACAUCAUCUUCGUGACUGUAGUCUCGCAGGAGGCAUACCGUGUCGAGCGUCAGUCCGACGAAGAAACUCAAAAGGAGGUCAUGAAGGUUCUCCGUGAAAUGUAUCCGGACAAAGACAUCCCCGAACCAACCGCAUUCAUGUAUCCCCGCUGGAGCACGACCCCGUGGGCGUACGGAAGCUAUUCGAACUGGCCCCCAUCGACUACGCUCGAGAUGCAUGAGAACCUGCGCGCGAAUGUUGAUCGCCUAUGGUUUGCUGGCGAGGCGACAAGCGCGGGAUACUUUGGUUUCCUACACGGUGCCUGGUUCGAGGGUCGCGAUGCGGGUGAACAGAUUGCUGCUUUGCUUCAGGAUAAGUGCAGCAAUGUGUCGGAUACUUCUGACGACUGUGGAAACCGCAGAUACUACGAGAAGCUUUCUGGGUCUUCGCCAUUGGCGGAUUACAGUGUUUUCGAUGGGUGGCCAGUUAGCAGCUUCUACUCGAGCAGCUAG